AUGGAUCGACCUGCGGUGCAUGAUCGGGACGCCAUCGAAGAGGAGGAAGCAGUAGACGACGACGAGGUGGGUGAUGCCAGUGCCCUGAUCUGCCGAUACGAGCUCAGCCUAGACUACGAUAUCGUCCUAUCGGAUGUCUAUCGCGUGCCCGUCUUGUACAUCAGCAUUCGUGACCCUGAGCACCGGUAUCCGCCGACAAUGACUACGUUGUACGAGCACUUGGUCCCGCCACAGUUCAAAGCUCAGACAGAGAAUGUUGGUGUCAUUGGAGGCAUUACCAUUACUGAGCACCCACUCACCAACAGACCCGUGUUCUUCAUCCAUCCAUGUCAGACGGCUGAUGUGAUGGAGGCCAGUGUCGAGAGCGUCAUAACAGCAGAUAAGUACCUGACCAUAUGGAUAGGGGCCAUGGGAAAGGCCAUUGGUCUGAAUAUGCCGUUACAACUAGCAAUACCAAACGAUACUUGA
Alternaria triticimaculans is the source of this 468-nucleotide messenger RNA. RefSeq lists its product as uncharacterized. Lineage: Eukaryota; Fungi; Ascomycota; Dothideomycetes; Pleosporales; Pleosporaceae. Gene Ontology annotation, biological process: macroautophagy; protein modification by small protein conjugation; protein lipidation. Bases 1 to 468 code for a protein of 155 amino acids. Gene Ontology annotation, molecular function: Atg12 transferase activity. The record is from RefSeq and is a predicted model, not a curated record. The transcript has 4 exons. Gene Ontology annotation, cellular component: intracellular anatomical structure.